CAUAACUCAUAACUCACAACUCAUCUCUCUCUCUCUCUCUCUCUCUCUCUCUCUAAAAGCCUUUUUCUUUAGACACUUAGAGAUAAAGGAGUUCUUGAAAACUAUAUACGAAUUAUUAAGCAAGAAGAAGAUGAUGGUUGAGAAAGAAGAUUUGGGUUUGAGUUUAAGUUUGAGUUUUACUCAGAAUUAUCAUUCUUUACAACUUAAUCUUGUUCCUAAUUCUUCUUCUUCUGGGUUUAAUCCUCAAAAACCUUCGUGGAAUGAGACUUUUCUUUCUUCAGAUCCAAACUCUGAUUCUUGCCGGGCCGACACAAGAUCGUUCCUAAGAGGAAUCGAUGUGAACAGACUGCCAUCGACGGCGGAUUGUGAGGAGGAAGCCGGCGUCUCUUCCCCAAACAGCACGAUAUCAAGUGUAAGUGGAAAGAGAAGUGAAAGGGAAGGGAAUGGAGACGAACGUGAAAUGGAAAGAGAUUGCUCUCGUGGAAUCAGCGAUGAAGAAGAUGGUGAUACCUCAAGAAAGAAGCUCAGGCUAUCUAAAGAUCAGUCUGCUAUUCUUGAAGAAAGCUUCAAAGAGCAUAACACUCUUAAUCCAAAGCAAAAGAUGGCAUUGGCUAAGCAGUUGGGGCUAAGACCGAGACAGGUGGAGGUGUGGUUUCAGAACAGAAGGGCAAGGACUAAGUUGAAGCAGACAGAGGUUGACUGUGAGUUCUUGAAGAGAUGCUGUGAGAAUCUAACUGAAGAAAACAGACGGUUGCAAAAAGAAGUUCAGGAACUGAGAGCACUGAAACUUUCCCCACAAUUCUACAUGCAAAUGACCCCACCCACAACUCUCACCAUGUGCCCCUCAUGUGAGCGUGUUGCGGUCCCACCAUCUGCAUCAUCGACCGUUGAUCCACGAUCCCAUCCGCAGAUGGCCCACAAUCACCAUAGGCCCAUUCCCAUCAACCCAUGGGCCCCAGCUGUUGGUCCCAUCACACCAGGACCGUUCGAUGCCCUCCGUCCUCGAUCGUAAUUAUCGAACCCCAACUGAGGGUAUUUUGGUCAUUUGGAAAAUGAUAUAUAUAAAUACAUAUAUACUAAAAUGACCCUAUCUUAGGAAAGGUAGUAGGAAUGUGUACUAUAUAUAUUAAGGAGGGGGGGAAGCAUGAAAGUACUGUAAUAGCUUAUCAUGCAUUUUUCUUGUGUUCAAAGUCCUAAGAUAUGGCUGUUGUAAGGUGAUUUGGUGGGUCUUCAUGUUUUGUAUUAUUGACCCAUCAAUCUCUUCAUGAGGAAGUUAACAUAAAAUUAGUUUUUAAUCUUUUUUUUAGUGCUAAUUAACACUAAUCCUUCUCCUCCUCCACUCAAAGAUGGAAACUUUUGGGAAUUUUGGGUAAGGAGAGGAAAUUUGGAUGUAAAAAAGUGCAAUCUCUAAUUAACUAUUGUAACUAAUUUAGUCAAGGAAAGUUGUGCUCUAAACUCUAUUA
This is a messenger RNA of Jatropha curcas, 1463 nucleotides long. RefSeq names its product homeobox-leucine zipper protein HAT4. Gene Ontology annotation, cellular component: nucleus. NCBI's taxonomy places the organism in Eukaryota, Viridiplantae, Streptophyta, Magnoliopsida, Malpighiales, Euphorbiaceae. The record is from RefSeq and is a predicted model, not a curated record. Gene Ontology annotation, molecular function: DNA-binding transcription factor activity, RNA polymerase II-specific; sequence-specific DNA binding. Gene Ontology annotation, biological process: regulation of DNA-templated transcription.